This is a messenger RNA of Hemiscyllium ocellatum (epaulette shark), 5733 nucleotides long. RefSeq names its product attractin-like 1b (gene atrnl1b). The coding region runs from base 1 to 4131 and encodes 1376 amino acids. Gene Ontology annotation, cellular component: Golgi apparatus. Lineage: Eukaryota; Metazoa; Chordata; Chondrichthyes; Orectolobiformes; Hemiscylliidae. Gene Ontology annotation, molecular function: protein binding. The transcript is spliced from 29 exons. The record is from RefSeq and is a predicted model, not a curated record.
AUGGCGGCUGCAAACGGUGGUGGGAACCCGCAAACCGGUCCGGGAUUGAGUCGCUUGAGCUGGAGUAAAGGGCCCUCGGCGGUGGCAGUCCGGGACGGCCCGGAUCCUUACCGCUCCGGUAUCUGCUAUGCUCUCCUCUACCUGGUGGUGUCGGCCCGUGUGGGGUUUUGCCGAGACUGCGACAAGACGCCGUGUAUCUACGGGAGAUGUGUGAAUGGGAGCUGCAUCUGUGACCAAGGAUGGGUCGGCGAACAGUGUCAACACUGCGGGGGUAGAUUCAAAUUAACUGAACCAUCAGGAUAUUUAACAGAUGGACCAAUAAAUUAUAAAUAUAAAACUAAAUGCACAUGGUUAAUUGAAGGAUAUCCAAAUGCUGUAUUAAGGUUGCGAUUUAACCACUUUGCCACAGAAUGUAGCUGGGACCAUAUGUACGUAUAUGAUGGUGAUUCAAUAUAUGCACCUUUGAUAGCUGUGUUCAGUGGUCUGAUAGUUCCAGAGGUGCAUGGGAAUGAGACUGUACCUGAAGUGGUUACCACAUCUGGCUAUGCAUUACUGCACUUUUUUAGUGAUGCUGCUUAUAACUUAACUGGAUUUAAUAUUUUUUACUCGAUUAAUUCCUGCCCAAACAAUUGCUCAGGCCAUGGAAAGUGCGUGACUGGAAAUAGUGGCAGGGUGUUCUGUGAAUGCGAUGAAUAUUGGAAAGGGGAAGCUUGUGACAUUCCAUAUUGUAAGGACAACUGUGGAAGCCCAGAUCAUGGUUACUGUGACCUAACUGGAGAGAAACUCUGUGUCUGUAAUGACAGCUGGCAAGGACCAGAUUGCUCUUUGACUGUUCCAUCAAUGGAAUCCUACUGGGUACUGCCAAACAUUAAACCCUUUAGCCCCAGUGUGAGCCGUGCAUCUCACAAGGCUGUUGUAUAUGGGAAGUUUAUGUGGGUGAUUGGUGGAUAUACCUUCAAUUAUAGUUCAUCGCAGAUGAUCCUUAAGUAUGAUUUGGAGAGCAAUGGGUGGGCAGGUGUACCCAUAGUAAGUGUUGCAAGACCAUCUUCAAGAUAUGGACAUUCCUUAACAUUAUAUCAGGAUGAUAUUUACAUGUAUGGAGGAAAAAUUGAUACUGAUAAUGGAAAUAUCACAAAUGAACUAUGGAUCUUCAAUAUCCCCACUCUCUCAUGGACGAGGAAGAUUCCAACUGUUCUCUCCCCUGGGCAACAGUAUGAUGUAGAAGGGCAUUCUGCACACAUCAUUGAAAUGGACAGUGGCGAUGUUAUCAUGAUUAUCAUUUUUGGAUAUUCUGCACUUUAUGGUUACAUAAACAGUGUUCAGGAAUACAAUAUUAAAACCAACAUGUGGUUAGUACCAGAUAUCAAAGGUGCAAUCGUCCAGGGUGGAUAUGGGCACAGCAGUGUUUAUAAUGCGAUGACAAAAUCAAUUUAUGUGCAUGGAGGAUACAAAGCAUUUACAAACAAUAAGUAUGGUUUGGUGGAUGAUCUCUACAAGUACACAGUAACUACCCGUACUUGGACAAUCCUUAAAGAAAGCGGAUUUGCUCGUUAUCUACAUUCAGCGGUCAUCAUCAGUGGGGCUAUGCUCAUUUUUGGCGGGAAUACCCAUAAUGACACAUCUCUGAGCAAUGGAGCAAAAUGUUUCUCUGCUGAUUUCCUAGCAUAUGACAUUGCCUGUGAUGAAUGGACAAUACUUCCAAAACCAAAUUUGCAUCGUGACCUCAAUAGAUUUGGACACACAGCAGUUGUAAGCAAUGGGUCUAUGUAUGUGUUUGGUGGUUUCUCUAGUAUGCUUUUGAAUGAUGUCCUUGUAUACAAACCUUCAAGCUGUGAAGCCUUCAGUGAAGAUCUUUGUCUGAAUGCUGGUCCAGGUAUUAGGUGUUUGUGGCGCAAGCAUCAUUGUGCUCCGUGGGAACUGGGCCAAAGUAAUAGUAGCUUCCACGAGGUGAAAUGUCCCCUCAAAACUGUAGCUACAGAUGACAGAUGUUUCAAGUAUACAGACUGUGGCAGCUGUACAGCCAAUAUGAAUGGAUGUCAGUGGUGUGAGGAUAAGAAAUGCAUUUCUAUCACCAGCAACUGCUCUGUGUCUGUAAGAAACAAUACAAAAUGUCGUGUGCGGAAUAUGCAUGUCUGUAGCAAAUUUACAAGUUGCAAGACCUGUUCAAUGAAGCUUAACUGUCAGUGGGAUGAGCGGAACCAAGAGUGUCAGGCUUUGCCAGCCCAUCUUUGUGGCGAAGGUUGGAGUCACGUUGGGGAUGUCUGCCUCCGGAUCAACACAAGUCGAGAAAACUAUGAUAAUGCAAAACUUUAUUGCUACAAUCUUAGCGGCAAUCUUGCUUCUCUUACCACAUCUAAAGAAGUUGAAUUUGUUCUAGAUGAGCUUCACAAAUAUACAGUUCAGAAAAUAUCACCUUGGGUUGGAUUACGCAAAAUUAACGUCUCCUACUGGGGCUGGGAAGAUAUGUCACCUUUUACAAACACAACUCUGCAGUGGCUCCCUGGUGAACCCAAUGACUCUGGUUUCUGUGCAUAUCUAGUAAGAGCCGAAAUUGUUGGAUUGAAGGCUUAUGCGUGCACUGAAAUGGCAAAUGGUCUAGUUUGUGAAAAACCAGUUGUCAGUCCAAAUCAAAAUGCUAGACCCUGCAAGACUCCUUGCUCCCUCCGAACAACGUGCUCGAAUUGCACAAGCCAGAAUGUGGAAUGCAUGUGGUGCAGCAGUGCUAAGCGUUGUGUGGAUUCCAAUACAUAUGUAAUCUCUUUUCCAUAUGGACAGUGCAUGGAGUGGCAGACUGUGAACUGCCUUUCUCAAAAUUGUUCUGGACUUCGUACAUGUGAACAGUGUUUGGAACACCCUGGUUGUGGUUGGUGUAAUGACCCUGCAAAUACAGGGAAGGGACAAUGUGUGGAAGGCUCUUCAAGAGGACCAAUGAAAUCUGCUGGGAAGAAUGCCCAAGAAAUGACACUUGAUAUGGAUCUUUGCCCAAAAGACAAAAACAAUGAAUGGGCUUUUAUUCAAUGUCCAGCUUGUCAAUGUAAUGGUCACAGCACAUGCAUCAAUGGCAGUAUUUGUGAACAAUGUAAGAACCUGACUGUUGGAAAACAAUGUGAAGCUUGCAUGCAGGGAUACUAUGGAGAUCCAAUCAACGGUGGCAGAUGUCAAUCUUGUAAAUGCAAUGGACAUGCAAAUGCUUGCCAUGCCCAAACUGGACAAUGCUUCUGUACAACAAAAGGAAUCAAAGGAGAUCAGUGUCAGUUGUGUGAGUCAGAUAACCGCUACCUUGGUAACCCACUUAAAGGAACCUGCUACUACAGUCUUUUGAUUGAUUAUCAGUUUACCUUCAGCCUCACGCAGGAUGAUGACCGCUAUUAUACAGCUAUCAACUUUAUGGCUACUCCAGAACAGACAAAUAAAGAUCUUGACUUGUCCAUCAAUGCGUCGAACAAUUUCAAUUUAAAUGUCACUUGGUCUAUUGGUUCAACAGCUGGAACAAUAUCUGGAGAGGAAGUACCUAUAAUCGCAAAAGCAAACAUUAAAGAGUACAGAGAUGGCUUUUCUUAUGAGAAGUUUAAUUUUCGCAACAAUCCAAAUAUCACAUUUUACGUAUAUGUUAGCAACUUUAGUUGGCCUAUCAAAAUACAGAUUUCCUUUUCACAACACAGUAGCUUUAUGGAUCUCGUCCAAUUCUUUGUUACAUUUUUCAGCUGUUUCCUGUCAUUACUCUUGGUGGCUGCUGUAGUAUGGAAAAUCAAACAAUCUUGCUGGGCUUCGCGAAGGAGAGAGCAACUCAUGAGGGAAAGACAGCAGAUGGCUAGCCGGCCUUUUGCAUCUGUUGAUGUCGCCCUAGAAGUUGGAGGUGAACCGCUAGAGGUUGUAAGAGGACCGCUAGAGGGAGCCCCCAAACCUAUUGCUGUGGAGCCCUGUUCAGGAAACAAAGCUGCAGUUUUGACAGUUUUUAUAUGCCUGCCACGAGGUUCAACUGGUACUCCUCCUCCUGGACAAACAGGUCUUGCCAUAGCCAGUGCACUUAUAGAUAUUUCUCAACAAAAACCAAAUGAGUGCAAAGAGAAGACCUCAGCAGUUAGAAACAGAAAACAACUCCCUCCAACACAUCAAGGAACUUGUGUAUAAAUUGUAUAAAAACUCACUUGUUUAUCUUUAAUCUUUUUUUCCUUUUGAUAUGGCUUUAUUUAUGAAGCCACUCAACAGCCUCAGACUUUGAAGGGGCAACAGCAUAAGAAUAUUAAAACGUGGGCCCUGUCAUCUCCAUAUAUAAAAUCAGAGAUGGGUCCUGUACCAGUCAAUGGAGGUUAGACUUGUCUUCCAUGCUGUCAUUUUGAUUUAUUACAUUUUCACAUCAUUAGUCAUAUUUUUGAAAACGAUCAUGAAAAUAAAAUUUAAAAUGCUCAAUGACCACAGAUUUUUUUUCCCUUUUAGGAACAUGUUGAAGGCAAUUGAUUGUGUAUGAAUAACUCAGUCUUUUUAAGAUUGUCAAAGUAUUAAUGCAGAUAUGUUAACGGGAAUGAAUGUUUUUGAUAUAUGUGGUACUGCAAUUUUGGUAACUGUGAAGGGGGAGGAGAGAAAUGUGUAAAUGUGGAUACAUUUGUAACCAUCUCUGAAGUCUGCGGUUAUUUUUAUUCUAUAGUGGACAUAUGGAAUAAUACCGCUGUUGGCGGUUUGAUUCAUGGUUGCUUGCAUGUUACAAUGGUGCUGGAGCAAUAAUUAGAAAUCAAUAGUAUGCUAAUUAUUUGAAAAAAAUACAAGUGUUGCAAUUUAUAAUAUUCCUGGAUUCUGCGUUUACAUUUCAGUCUUCGUAAGGAAUGCAGAAAAUACUUCACUGCUGUCUUGUUGAAUCACAUUAUAGGAGAGCAUUUAUAAAAAUGUUAUUUAUUGCAGACAUCUAAGGGGAAAACCCCACAUAAUUACAUUUUUUAAAACAUAGUAUAUCCAUUUUGGUGUUAGUUUACUGGGACAACUAUAUAUGACAAAAGGAAAGAAAACACAUCUUAGCAUGGAAAGCAGAUUGUGCAGUUCUGUCAGUGGUCAUUAUGUAAGUAACUUUGAUAAACACUUGAUUGAAAUGAUAGAUAUGUAAUGGUGAAGGACACAGGGUAGAAGAAUAACUUGAAUUCAUGCUUUUUUUUGUUUCUUGGAUGGGUUUAGGUGGCUGAGUUUGUCACAUAACAAUUUAGCUAAACAAUAAAUUUGAAAGAAUAUCUGCUUUUUCUAACUGAAAUUUGAUGUAAUUUCUAAAAAAAAAAGUGCAUCAGGCAAGCAUGGGACACUUGGUUCAGUAAUGUGUCUGAUUCCAGUUUUCAUAUUUGAAGGAAAUCUUCUCGUAGACUUAUACUAGACAAUGAUCUCGGACUUUUCCCUACUAUGUAUACAGAAGCUGUUCUUUAUAUGUAACAUUCGUGUUGAAUUGCACUGAUCUAUGGGAUUUUAGUUCUAACCUAUAUUGGAAACACAUUUCAAGUAAUUGUGUAUUAAGGAGUGAUGGAAGCCUCUUUUUUUUGCCUCAUAUUUCAGAUAAAGGUUCUGUGAUUACCAUUUUUUACUAAUUUGUUUCAUUCCAUUUGUGUCUUGCUAGGUAAUUCAUAAAAUUGUAAAGUUAUCACAUCUGUAAAUACACAUCUGACAGGAGCAGUCAAGUGAUUGCACAAAUAAGUAUUUUACACUGAAAUAUUUAGAUUUGUAUCAUUAAAGAACAGCUCACUUAAAUUUUGUGUUUAC